This is a messenger RNA of Pararge aegeria (speckled wood butterfly), 1329 nucleotides long. Its product is annotated as zinc finger protein 525-like. Gene Ontology annotation, molecular function: RNA polymerase II cis-regulatory region sequence-specific DNA binding; DNA-binding transcription factor activity, RNA polymerase II-specific. Gene Ontology annotation, biological process: regulation of DNA-templated transcription. The coding region runs from base 263 to 1258 and encodes 331 amino acids. The transcript has a single exon. The record is from RefSeq and is a predicted model, not a curated record. Lineage: Eukaryota; Metazoa; Arthropoda; Insecta; Lepidoptera; Nymphalidae.
GCGCUGUCAUUAGCUGUGGGCAAAAAAAAAACCAACGCGUUCGCUUCUCUUUUGGAAUUUAUGUUACUGUAACAAGGCUCGCUUUUGUGUUUCACUCGGAAAAACUUUAAGAUUUUGGAUACAAUCAUGUCAACAAUGCGUUAAUUGAGAUAAUAAUAGCAGUAAUUGCGUGAUCAAUGUUAUUUUACGGGAAGAAUAAGCCUUAUUACGGAUCAAUAUCCCGCCCUCUGAAAUGUCCCCGUAGCGUCACUACUCACUGCAAAUGGAUACAAAGUCUGGCGUCGGAAUUACUGACCACUGGAUAAAAAGUAUGAUGGAGCCGGCCGGCAGCGACAAACAAGUACAGAUCGACAAUAGAUCAUCAGUAAAACGCGAAAAAAUGGCAGACGCUUAUAACGGGCAAGAUAACAACAUAAGUUACGAGAUGAAACAGCCGAACGAGGGAAGGUACCGAUGCAACGUGUGCGAUCUCGCCUUCGAAGGUAUGGAGUUUUUGAUGUUGCACAAAAAGUUCCACGGGAACGAUAAAGACGCGCCGACGAUGGAGCCCGAACCUCCAGUGGCAAAAGAGGGCCCGAAGAAGCGUAGGAAGUUCAAAUGCGACCAGUGCGACGUGAAAGUCAACUCGCAGUACCACCUCGACAUUCACCGCAGCAAGCAUGAGGGUAAUGCUUCCAAAAAGUUCAUUUGCCAAGUAUGCGACCGUAGUUUCGUCGCCGCACAGUUCCUAAAAAGCCAUAUGCAGUCUCACUCUUCCACAAGCACAAUAAACUGUGAGAUUUGUAAUAAAAAUUUCACAGGCCAGGCAUACUUGAAACUUCACAUGCAGCUACACAACGAUAUAAAGAAAUUCAAGUGUUCAAAAUGUGAUGAGAUGUUUCCGACCAAGAAUUGUUUGAAGAUUCACAUGAAAAAACACACUAAGGUCAAGAAUUUUAAAUGUGACUGUUGCCAUAAGUUGUUUGUUUCGAAAAUAACUAUGGAGAAGCAUCGUCAGACUCAUGAAGGGCAGCCAAUGGAUUGUCACGUAAAAUGUACUCAAUGUGAUAGGACAAUGCAUUCUUCGUUGGUUCGAACUCAUAUUGCUAGAGCACAUCCAUCGACAAUGGAUGACGACGUUAAGAGACCACACAAAUGUAUGACGUGUGGUAAAAGUUUUAUUGUUAAAAUCAAUCUCAAUUUACACAUCAGGGUGUGUCAUCCCGACCUAGCGGAGCCUGAGGAUGAGGAUGAGGAUGUCAUGACGGACAAUUCUUAGUAAUAGGCUUAGCUAUACAUAUAUCAUGUAAUAUUAUUAAUAAAUAAUUAUACUUUUUUAUGCUAACAUUA